CAGCACUAUCACAUGAAUCUGGACUGAGCAGUGGAUGUGAAAAAAGUUUGGAGGUCUCGCUGAAAUCACUUUUCUCCAGCUGGUUUCCUGUAUAUCCAUGGCUUUGUUUCCCACUUGAGGAGGCUUUUCAGUUGAAACUUUGCAUCGGGAAUCAGUGUCGCUCGGAGUGUUUUUCCCCGGCUGUGAUUUCUCCAGUUUCUUUCUUUCUUUUUUUUCCCCUGCAGGAAUACAGAGAGAGAGAGAGAGAGGGAGAGAGAGGGAGAGAGAGAGUGAGUGAGAGAGAGGGGGGAAACGGUCUGGCUGCUUGAAGAUUUGUUGCGACACCAAAACUUUGGCGACAUGGACGCGCACCGCGGCGCGCCUCCGGCCGGGCAGCAGAUCGUGCACGUCCGCGGGGACUCGCAGACGGAGCUGGAGGCCCUCUUCAGCGCGGUGAUGAACCCCAAUAAGGCGGCCAGACAGCCGGCCUCUCUGCCCAUGAGGAUGAGGAAACUACCGGACUCCUUCUUCAGGCAGCCGGAUUCCCGAGGCCACUCCAGACAAGCCAGUUCGGAUGGAGGUGUGUGCGGCUCCCUCACUCCUCAUCACGUCCGCGCCCAUUCCUCCCCUGCCUCCCUCCCAGUCAACUCUCUCUCCACUCAAGCAGCCGAUGUAGCAGCAACAACGAUCAUACCUGACGACGUGCCACUCCCCAUAGGUUGGGAAAUGGCCAAAACGCCUACUGGCCAGCGUUACUUCCUCAAUCACCUGGAUAAGACAACUACUUGGCACGACCCCCGACUUUCACAGCUUCAGUCGGCUGCAGCUCAGCAUCCUAUCUCUGGCACUCCGGUCCACGCCCACUCUCUCAGCAACCCAGCACCCACUACGCAACCACAAAACAUCAAUCCAGAGACAGGUCCACUGCCUGAAGGCUGGGAGCAGGCUGUGACUGCAGAUGGAGAGGUGUACUACAUCGAUCACAUAAAUAAGACCACCGCAUGGGUCGACCCGCGUCUAGCCCAGAAGAUGAACCCCGGCAUCCUUGGAUUGGCACUGCAGCAAAGGCAGGAAAAGGAAAGGCUCAGAUGCAAACAACAAGGCCUUCCUCAGCAAAUCACACCACAGGAGGCAGGAGGUAGGAACCAGAUGCCCGGUGGGAUGGACCAUGACAGGAACGCACAGACGCUUGUCCCUUCUCUGGAUGUCAGGAUCAGAGGUUCAAACCAUGAACCCACACUUAAUGGUUUUCAUGAAGAAUAUUUCUCUGACAGAAGCGCUCACUCUCGCAACGAGAGCACCGACAGUGGUCUGAGCGUCAGCAGCUUACCCCGCACAUCGGACCACAUGUUGAGCUCUGUGGAUCAUAUGGACACUGGCGACUCUGGCGAGACCUCCUCGAUGACUUUACAGGAGUCGAUGCCUGUGCUGCCGAUGUCUGAGGGCGAGGAGCUAAUGCCCUGCAUCCCCGAGGGUCUCAGUUCAGACCUUCUGAUGGACAUGGAGACCGUUCUCUCUGGGUCGCACAUGGACAGAGACAGCCUGCUCACCUGGCUAUAGACACAACCGGCCACCGCCCCCCAAAUGUGGUUUAACGUCAAAUCUUCAUAACGUGACUGAGAAUUCUGGAGAAUCGAAAGUGGUACAAAACAACAUUGCUGAGAGAAUAUGCUACUGUUGUGUGAUGGAUACCUAACACUACUCGCACCCUGAGGAAUGAAAAAACCCUGACUCUCACAGAGGGUGGUAAGCUGCUGGUAUUCUCCUCUUUUUUUGGGCCUGGUUUUACACAGAUGCAUGACGGAGCAUCCAUGUUUUAGAGACACUCCUUUCUUUUUAGUCAUCAGCCUCAGAUGAUGCUCCCCCCACGUCUCUGGUAAAGUGCGUCACAGCUAAUUUUAGAGUACAGAUUUAUUUUUAUUAGCCCCACUUGGGUAACACUGUUUGCAGCAGACUUUUUUUUAAAAACACAGUGUAAAGUCAUGAAGUUUGCAUGUAGCAAAAGAAGACUAUAACGUAAAAGAUCUCUCUAAAGUAGAGUUGUUCCGAUACUGAUACCAGUAUUGUAAAUUCCUAAGAUACUGCCUAAAAUGUGGUAUUAGGUAUCAGCGAGUACGACUGUCUGUGCACCGAUCCAAUAGCAUGUAAUGUAUUAGCCCCAAAACGGGACUCUGCUGGGAAGUAGCAGGCUACCAUUUGUAUUUUUAAGUCAUGUUGCCCUAUUUUGACUCUGACAAAGUGAGGCAGGCCAAACAAUGACAGCAAUCAUACAGGCUAAGUAGUAAAAGCUUGUUAAAAAAGAACAUAUAUAUUUCUUUUAAACGCAUGUACAAAAAGUUCAGGCAUCAGAAUCGGUAUCGUGAAGGAAAAAUUUGUAUGGGAACAUCUCUACUCUAAAGAUAUUUAACAGUAACUGAAAACAUCAUAUCCACUUGUAGUGCAUGUAGUGCUACUACCUCUAAGCAGCCUGUAAUUUGUCAUUUUAAUGCUCAUAGUCGUACAAAAUAUGUUCUUAAGAAGCGUCAGGACUGAGAGCAUGAGAUGAAUUAAAGAAUUUACCUGGAUUAACACUACAUUGGUUCCAUAAAACCAAAAAUCUGCUCAAAAAAGGCUCGUCAAAGCUCGCGCUACCACUGCUAUGCAGACAUCAGGGGCGAUACGCACCCCUUGUGGCGAGUUAGUAGCGGAUGAAGAACACUAACAGGAGUCCCAUUUAACUCUAGAAACAGUCAGUCAAAAUGCUUACAAGCCAAAAAACAGUAUUAAAAUCCCUCUGUGUGGAAGACUGUAGGGCUGCUCAAGACCAAGAUUGUAAUAUCUUUAAGGUGUUUUUUUAAUUAAGUUAAGGAGGAUAAACUUAGGUCACAGUGAAGACCUCAUUCCUAACCAAUCAAAGCCUGUUAAAAGCCGCCAGAAAUAAAGGCUACAGGCUAGUGCCACUAUGUAGAGGAGUCUUAACUUUGGGCACUAAAAAUACAAUAAAGUGUGUUUUUAGGAGCACUGGACACGUGUUCAGUAUAAUGCAAUCCAACACAAUACAAGGUUUCCCCCUGCAGACUGUGAUCAUGAUACUGUUAAUAGAUGGCAGCCUAAACUAUAACCACACUAGAUAUAUGCCCUUUGCUGUGUUGAACAGCAUAUAAAUGUGUGUUAAUUGUUGAGAACAUUAGUUCAACUUUGCUCUAAAACACUCCAGGAAACCCUGCACCGGCCUUGCUACACUUUACCUUACUAAUAUUCAGUAUUGUGUUGUAGUUUUUUGUCGUAUUGGAUUGCAUUUUAUUGUGAAGUGUUCCAGUCAUUUUGUCCACUCCAGCAUUGAAUAUAAGCUUCACAAAGGUAGUAUUUAUUCGAGAUUUGUUUUAUUGGAUUACAUUAUAUUGUACAGUUGUAGUGUUAAGAAAUGGUGCCACAUAAUUGUCAUCACAACCUGGACAUGUUCUCUCCUUAGUGUGCAGCAGAGAUUUAAGCACUUUCUACUAAUCAGUGCUGAUACAGCUCUCAGCGGCUCUGAAACAUACAUGAAAAAUAUUCAAUUUAUCAGCCAGCAACUUUCAGAGGCUGUUAAGCUGUUUUAUUCCCUUUUCUCAUUUUUCCCACUAUUGGCUCGAUACAUUCCUCACAGUUUCCUUUUUUCACAUUUAUUCAUUCAGUGGCAUCAUAAAUGUUCUUCCCACAGAAAGAUAUACAACCAGUAACCGCCUAAGCCAAGUUUUCACUCCUUAAUUACAAAUCAUCUACACUUGAUACUUUUGCUGACCAUUUUUGAAUGCAUGCAGUACAGACUUAGCCAUUCAGAUGCACUUUUCUUACCAUUUCAGGCAUCCAUUGUUUUUUCAUUUCCGAAAUCGAUGAGCAGACUCUUGAAACUUGCUUGAGUGAUGUCAUUGCUCUCUGUGAACAGUCCUUGCAUUAUCGUGGCGUAAUAAUGCGAUUUAAGUGCGGAUUAAGUUAAAGAGCCUACGCUGCAUUACCAAACACAGUGAUAAUGUAACACCAAGAGAAAUAUAAAGGACCAUACAGCAAUAUGACAUCUUUUCACAAUAUUCUCUGGUGAAUACAACAUUCAUUUAACGUGUGAAUGUGUAAAAGGCUUGAAUAUCCAUUUUUCAAUACAAUACAGCUAAUUCUGUAUUUUUUAACCUAAUUCAAAACACAGUAAACUUAAACCCCUCCAUCUCUUAAAGGUCCAGUGUGUAACAUAAUUAGGGGGCUCUAUUAGCAGAAAUGGAAUAUAAUAUUCAUGCGUGUUUGUUUUCAUUUGUGUAUAAUCACCUGAAAAUGAGAUGUUCUUAUCUACAGAGGGAGCGGAUCCUCUGACACGGAGGCCGCCAUGUAGAACCGCCAUGUUUGUAUAGUAGCCCAGGACGAAUAACUCCUUUCAAAGUCAAGACUCUGGUAAUCGAUUGCACAACAGAAGCAAGUUUCAAGAUCCUGCUAAUAGAUUCUCAUAUUGUAUGUCGUAGAUGCCUGGAGCAGUUGAAAACACAUUCAAACCUCUAAAGCAGUGCAGCAUGCUUAGCAAAAAUACUAUAACAGUGAUAUAAAAAUGUAUGUGAGUUGUUGUAAAUAGACUAAAACAUGCAAAAUCACUGGCAUAAUCCUUUAAACACACAAUCCUGGUCAGUGCCACUAAGAUAUUAGUGUGCUACCACUCUGUAGAGUUAUCAUUUCCUCUGUCUGCGGCUCCAGUUUUCCACUCUUAAAGAGUUGCAUACUAGUAACAUACUAAUUGCAGAUGCUGUGUUCUUGGUGUAUUUUGUUCUAACUGCUAAGUGCUAUCUGGUGCUCUAAUACAGAAAGGCAAUCAUCAGUAUGGGGAGCUCUUUAAUUCUCCUUGUUUAGUUAUACUAUAUAAUAAGUAUAUAAUCUGUUUUUUAUCCGCUGGGUUGUUUCUGCAGUGUGUUUAUAUUUUAUCUGAAUUCGAAGCUGUUCAUUUUAUUUUAUUUUUUUGUGAGAGCAUUUCUUUCUAACCAGCUUCCUUUUUUAUAUAUACAGGAUAUAGAGGUAAAGACUUCAUUCACAACAUCCCCGAAUAAAAAGAGCCAAGUCACCUAAUCUUUUCUAAAUUAAAGUACCAUGGGCCUGGAGCGACUUACUGUUCAUACACAUAAUGCAACACACUACCUAGCCUAUUAUUUAUCUUAGCAUGCAUGACACUUGCUAUGUAUGUUACAUAUAAUGAUGUUUUAUUAUCCUAUUUACAGAGAGUUUUGGAGGCAAUCAAACUUGUUUUGUACCUUUUUAUGCAUGUGCUUUAUAUAAAUAUAUUUCUUCUUAUUCUCACUGUAAUCAUUUUAAAGGAGUUUCUGUUUAAUAAACUUUUAAAUACACCUGGCAA
Messenger RNA from Dicentrarchus labrax (European seabass), 5320 nucleotides. RefSeq names its product transcriptional coactivator YAP1. Gene Ontology annotation, molecular function: protein binding; transcription coactivator activity; transcription corepressor activity. Gene Ontology annotation, cellular component: nucleus; cytoplasm. The coding region runs from base 340 to 1539 and encodes 399 amino acids. The record is from RefSeq and is a predicted model, not a curated record. Lineage: Eukaryota; Metazoa; Chordata; Actinopteri; Moronidae. Gene Ontology annotation, biological process: hippo signaling; positive regulation of transcription by RNA polymerase II. The transcript has 10 exons.